AUGAAUUUCAACAUAACUUCGAAUGAAAAGUUUCAACGAUUGGAAUUGUUAAACAGAAGCGCUGGUUUAGUUGUCUUUGAAUCGUUCAUAAUGAUUGUGAUAACUUGUUUUGCGUUUGUUGGUAACGUUUUGUGCUGCAUUGUUAUCUUCAAGACGCCUUCCCUAAUAAGGAACAAGACGAACAUUUACAUCACAGCUCUGGCGCUAUCUGAUACCUUGACUGCCAUCUUUGUUAUGCCCUUGUCAAUUGGUGUACUUGUGCAAGGAAAAUGGUCUUAUGGCAACAUUUUAUGUCAUUUCCAAGGCUUCACUUUUCUCUUUACCGCUUUUAUCACACCUCAAACCAUGUCGCUCAUUGCUUUGAACAGAUAUUUCUGUGUUGUCAGACCUUCACAGUACAGAAAGUGGUUUCAAAGAAGGUACUGUAUAGCAAUGCUAGCUUGUGUUUGGCUGAAUUCAUUCGUGAUGGCUUUAUUACCACUAGUUGGCCAAUUUGGCAUCUUCAUCUUCAGGGGAGAUAGAUCUAUUUGCUGGAUUACUAUUCUAGAUGUUGUAACAAAUAUUACAUACACCGUCCCAAUCUUGUGCCUCAUCUUCAUAUUGCCUUUUGGUAUCAUGAUCGUGUGCUAUGCAAAGAUCUUUCGUUCAAUGCGUUGCCAUGUUAGACACCUUUUGACUUUCCAUCAGACCAGUGGCCCCAGGAAUGUUUCCGUGAGAGAAAUCAAAAUCACGAAGCAGUUAUUUGUACUUGUUGCUGGAUUCGGUAUUUGCUGGAUUCCUGCCAUGGUUAUUGAUACAAUUGACCAGUUUUUCGUUCUGUCCCGAAGCGUCUUUAUGACUUACAUUUAUCUUAUUUAUAUUUCCAGUUCCAUUAACCCUGUCAUUUAUGGGGUAAUGAAUCAAUCGUUCAGAAUAGCCUUUCUAAAUACUUUUUCCUGUACAAAUAUACGUGUACAUCCAACAAGCAAAAAUCCCAGGCAACGGGACGGUGAUGUCAAUUAAAGACAUGUAGUAACUAUGGUGAAAAGUACA
Messenger RNA from Exaiptasia diaphana, 1032 nucleotides. Its product is annotated as 5-hydroxytryptamine receptor 4-like. The transcript has a single exon. Gene Ontology annotation, cellular component: membrane. Gene Ontology annotation, biological process: G protein-coupled receptor signaling pathway. The record is from RefSeq and is a predicted model, not a curated record. Gene Ontology annotation, molecular function: G protein-coupled receptor activity. Lineage: Eukaryota; Metazoa; Cnidaria; Anthozoa; Actiniaria; Aiptasiidae. Bases 1 to 1002 code for a protein of 333 amino acids.